CCUGGACUUAGUUUUAUUUUGAUAUUUCAUCUCUCUCUCUUUUUGUUCCUUCUUUUUAUUGAUUCUUCUUUAUAUUCUUUUUUAUUUUUUGUUUAUCGUCAGAACCAAACGAGUAGCGGUUUUUAUUGACACGUACUAUUCACCGCUCGAGUUUUUGAGUUUCUGUACUAGUUAUCAUUAAUAGCUCUUUCAUUGUUGUGGUGCUCUUUUUUUAUUAUUUCAUCCUGAAAUUUUUGUCGGCUACCUAGCGACUGUAACACUCGAAUUCUCACCAUGGAUAUCAGACACCUUUUAUGUGAACCUUGUAAUGAUGUCAAGGCGUGGUAUCCUAUGCUCCCUAAAUCGGCGUUCCAACCUGUGGAUUAUUCUGACAAUGUGAUCCAUCAUCAUUGUAUCAAUACUCCCAGUCGUAGUGUCAGCAGCAGUAGUAUUAGUAGUGGGGGCAGUACCAGUAGCAAUACCAGUCAAACGAAUUUCUCCCCACGCGACAGUUGGAGUCCACCCACUCACUACAGUCGGCGACGUACCAACAGUGCCGGCAGUUCAGUGUCGGUGACACCGAAAACGAAUUAUUCAGCUACGAACCGACGUCGAUGCACAUCUGCAAGUGGAGCGCCCAAUGCGGUGACGCAACGAACACCCUGGACCCCCAUGGAAGACCAUUUGCUCCGAUUGGGUUACGAGCAAGGUUUGUCGUGGGCCAUGGUUUCUUCGACGUAUUUACCUCACCGAUCCAGAGGUUGUUGCUGGGGUCGCUUCAAGACGUUACAAAACAAAGAUGCAAUGACAACGGCACGAGAAUCCAACCGAUUUGGAAAAUUUGCUUAAUGCAAUCAUCAAAAUAAGCUCUGUUUUCCCGUUCCUUGCGCCUCGAUUUCGAUUUUUCGACUAUAUUUUUUCGACCUUUCUUUAUGCCAUUUCAAUUUCCAUUGGGCCACAUCAUCCAUCAUCCCUCUCCUUUCUUUCAUUUUUUAUGCACGUUUUCGUUUUUUUUUUCAAUGCCUUUAUAUAUUUUGCCAGAUCCAUGCUUUGAAAGAUGUUUUAAUUAUAGUGUUUAUCUUGUUAUUUGUAUGCUUUAUAGACCCGGUCAUCCAUUUUUUGUCAUAUUCUCAAUUUUAUGCAUAAAUUAGACAUGUCUCUAAAAAAUCGUCACACUUUUUUUUUUGGGGUGGGAGGAAAAAAAAAG
Molecule: messenger RNA, 1186 nt
Organism: Radiomyces spectabilis
Lineage: Eukaryota; Fungi; Mucoromycota; Mucoromycetes; Mucorales; Radiomycetaceae
Exons: 2
Coding region: 274-828 (184 amino acids)
Source: RefSeq, a predicted model, not a curated record